AUGUCUGCCCAGAUUCCCGCACUUGUCGCGGACCGCGUCAGUGAUAAGGCCAAGAAGACGCUUGAUAUUGUUGCAAAGUUUGUCGAGGAGGAAUGUAUCCCAUCCGACCCCGUCCUCGAGGCACAGAUCGGCGAGGGCGCGAAGCGAUGGGACCACCACCCAGCAAUUGUCGACGACCUGAAGGAGAAGGCAAAGAAGCUCGGGCUUUGGAAUAUGUUCUUCCCCAAGGGUCACUAUAAGGAGUCUCCCGGGUUUACAAACCUCGAGUACGGUCUCAUGGCAGAGUGGCUUGGCAAGUCCAGAGUGGCCUCCGAAGCCUGCAACUGCGCUGCCCCCGAUACGGGUAACAUGGAGGUAUUGGCCAAGUAUGGCAAUGAGGAACAAAAGGCAGAAUGGCUCCGGCCUUUGAUGGACGGCAAGAUCCGAUCUGCCUUCCUCAUGACAGAGCCAGACAUUGCCUCAUCGGACGCUACCAACAUCCAACUCAACAUCAGAAGGGAAGGCAAUGAAUAUGUCCUCAAUGGCUCGAAAUGGUGGUCCAGCGGAGCUGGCGACCCGCGAUGCAAGAUCUACAUUGUCAUGGGCAAGACCGACUCUAGCAACAAGGAUGUCUACAAGCAACAGUCGGUCGUGCUGGUACCGGCAAACACAAAAGGCAUCACGAUCCACCGCAUGUUGUCUGUUUACGGAUACGAUGAUGCACCUCACGGCCAUGGUCACAUUACCUUCAAGGAUGUCCGAGUACCUGUGAAGAACAUUGUUCUGGGCGAGGGCCGUGGCUUUGAAAUCAUCCAGGGACGUCUUGGACCUGGACGUAUUCACCAUGCCAUGCGCAGCAUCGGCGCUGCCGAGCGUGCUCUGGAAUGGAUGCUGAUGAGAAUCAACGACCCCCAGAAGACUCCUUUCAAGAAGCAGCUCAAGGAACACGGUGUCAUCCUUGAAUGGGUUGCCAAGUCGCGCAUUGAAAUUGAUGCCGCCCGACUAAUUGUCUUGAAUGCCGCUGUCAAGAUGGACGACCUGGGUCCCAAGGCGACGCUCAAGGAGAUCGCUGAGGCCAAGGUCCUCGUCCCACAGACAACCCUGACUGUCAUUGACCGCGCCGUUCAAGCAUUCGGUGGAGCUGGCGUCAGUCAAGAUACACCCCUGGCAAGCAUGUGGGCGAACAUUAGGACUCUACGUCUUGCUGAUGGUCCGGAUGAGGUUCAUCUUAGUCAAAUGGGCCGCAACGAGAACAAGAGAGGCAAGGCAGUGACGGAAAAGAUCCUUGGACAGAAACAGAAGACGGAGCAAUUGCUCAAGCAAUAUGGCGUGCAGAUGUACCAGCCUGGAUCGCACAUCAAGUCCCGUUUGUAA
This is a messenger RNA of Pestalotiopsis fici W106-1, 1353 nucleotides long. RefSeq lists its product as uncharacterized. The transcript has 3 exons. Lineage: Eukaryota; Fungi; Ascomycota; Sordariomycetes; Amphisphaeriales; Sporocadaceae. The record is from RefSeq and is a predicted model, not a curated record. Gene Ontology annotation, molecular function: flavin adenine dinucleotide binding; oxidoreductase activity, acting on the CH-CH group of donors. The coding region runs from base 1 to 1353 and encodes 450 amino acids.